This is a messenger RNA of Acyrthosiphon pisum (pea aphid), 973 nucleotides long. RefSeq lists its product as uncharacterized. The transcript is spliced from 3 exons. The record is from RefSeq and is a predicted model, not a curated record. Bases 30 to 503 code for a protein of 157 amino acids. NCBI's taxonomy places the organism in Eukaryota, Metazoa, Arthropoda, Insecta, Hemiptera, Aphididae.
AGGGAGAAUAUAAAUUGGUAUAUGAUAAAAUGUAUCCGUGUGAAAAAACAAAAAACCAUCCAAUUCAAUUCAAUUGGUAUUUAAGUAAAAAGACAUCAAGUAAAACGGAGUUAACAGGCAAUACGACAUUUUUGAUACCUUUCGAUGAUACGCUUACACUUGAUUUAAACUUAUCAUCUUGGGGUUCAACUGGUGGAUGGGUGCCAAAUGUAUAUAUUAUCAAUGCAAAAAAGGCAUGCAGUAGCUUAAAAUAUUUCUCUGGAAAUGCAUUUAAGCCGUUUAAGGAGGGUUUCAACAUUCCAACUUUUAAAUGUCCACUUCCAGUGGGCAUAUAUGUUACACCAGGAAUUGAUAUGAAGAAAUUUGAAGAUUUGAACGUCCCCAAAGUAUAUUUUUAUGGAAAAUAUAAAGCGGUGUAUCACUAUAAAAAUUUGAAAAAUGAAGUAGUUGGCUGCAAUGUCGCGGAGAUUAAUCUUAUACGACCUUGGGAAACACCAAUUUGAUUACAAUAUAUGAAAUAAUAAUAUAAUAUGUUAUUAACUUGUUAUGGAGACUAUAAAAUAAAUAUUUUUAACAGUCCCGACAGUAACAGAUUUAAUUCGUAAUGUAAUGAGUGGGGAAUAUCCUUUUGGUCCAUAAAAUGUACUUUUAACUAUUUAACCACUUAAGCCAUAUAAUUAUACAUGACAAUACGGGACGAAAAUUGAUAAUUAUUGAAAACUAACUAGCCCGCUGAAAAUUCUCAAAUGCGCUAUUAUGACGUACCUAUAUAAGAAUCCUAAAGUGCGGUCGUUAUUCGUUUACUGCUCAGGGGGCUUACAAAUGUCACGAUUUUUAACACUAGAUGUCCCAUAUUGUCAUAUACCGUUUGUCCGCGAAAACAAGGUACCUAUACUUUGCUACGUACGGAUCCCUCUACUCCACCCCUACACAUGGUCAUACUACACAGCAUCGGAUGUACUACGGUAACACG